UGGGGGACGACCCCAAGAAGAUAUUUGUGAUAAGUAUGAUGUGGUAGACAAUGGAAAAGGAAAACAUAGAGGAGCAUGUUGUAGAUACUGUUCUACAUCUUGGGCUCGAGGAAGGGCUCAAGAUAUAAAAUCUCACCUAGCAUUGAAAUGUAAAGAAAGAGUGCCCAGAAAAGUUCAGACUAAAUUACUUUGGGACAUUCAAAUUUCUGUAUUUGACUGUAUAUAUUUCAAGGAUUAUACUAAAAUAUUGAAUCCUGGGUAUAAUUCACCUAAGCGAACCUCAUUAGCAUCGUCAAUUCUUGAUAAGGAAGCAGUAAAUAUCACAUUAAAAAUAGAAAAAGAAUUAUCAAAAUCGGAAAAUCUUACAUUAUGUGUAGAUAGUUGGUGUAUUCCAAUGAAGCAUAGUAUAUAUGCAUUUGUGAUAAUAACAGAUAAUAGGAAGCAAUAUGUCCACUUGUUGUGUAAUUUCUCGAUAUAUUCUCACACUGCAAAUUUCAACGCUGAAAAAAUUCUAGAAGUACUAGAAAAAGUUGGGCCUGAAAAAUUUGUCACAGUAGUUUCUGACGCAGAAUCAGCAAUGAUAGGGGCAAAUAGUAUUUGUUGUUUACCAUAUGCGCAAAAAGUUCUUUCUAAUUGUCAAGCAAUUAUAAGUUUUUUUAGAAAGUCCUAUAUAGCUGGUGCCGCCCUUAGAGAAAAAAUUGUAUCCUCUUUUACUGUCGGUGGAAAUUUAAAAUCGACCGCUAUUCUCUUUCACUCAAAUAUUAGAUCGGUUUUAGAACAGGAGCCUCAAGUCUUUGAUCGUUCAAUUACUGUAAAAAACUUAAUUACUAAUCGUCAGUUUUGGAUUGAUGUAGAGCAAUUGCGGAAUAUCCUCGGCCCGGUAAAACGGGCCGUAAAAGAUGUGAAGUUUCGAACAACUUUGUUAGCAGAUGUAUUCGUUGAACUAAUCAAAAUGGCAAUCGCAAUUCAAGGAACCUCUGUUUUGUACAACAACCAGUUUUGGCAUGAUUCUUAUCGCGGUAAUUUUCUUGAGCCUGGAGUAUAUAAAACUCAUAUCCAAAAAAAAGCAAUAGAAGUAUGGAAACAACUAGGUGGUGGUGAUAUAAGCGCAGAUUUUUUAAAAGCUCAAAUAAACUUAUACAAAAACAAAAAAUAUCCUUUUGAUAAUGAAUUUGUCGCAUCUGUUGAUACAAUUACUAAUUGGUGGAUGUUUAUAGAUCUUAAGAAAAAUGAAGAACAUAUUAAAUGCCUUGCUACAAAGCUACAUUCUAUCUCCCCCCAUAAUGCUGCAUGUGAACAUGUCUUCAUUGAAAAUAUCAAGUUAGAACUUAAUUAUGUAGAUCAAGAUAUUUGUCAAGAAGAUUUUAUAUCGAUUUUUAACAAAAUCGCAAGCUCUAUGGAAGAUAGGUCUGAUCUGUUUAGUGAGAAAGAUUCAUUUUCUUAUAUAGAAGAACUUUCAGAACAAAUUGAGAGGGACGUGAAAGAGCUUUCAGAAUUAGAAGACUUAGUGGAAGAAAAUUCAACAAAUUUAGAAGUCGAAAAUCUUAUAAAUUUAUUAUCUAACUUAAAGAUUAAUAAGUCAGAUGCAAAUAAAGAAAUUGUAUAUAGAAAUAAAGAUUUUAAUAUAAAUGAUAUACUUGGUCUAUUAUCAGUAAAAAUUGUUAAUAAUAUAUUGAAAUUAAGCUGUCUACCAAAAAAAGCAACUAAGAUGAGAACUACAUCUCAAGAUAUCUGUGAACAAAUAUUAAAACUUGCAAAAAAGAGUCUAACACCCUCAGAACUCUGUAUACACCUUUGGAACUUGUAUAAUUUUAAACCAGUUAAAGACAUUACUAUGAAUAAAAUUCUUCGAAUCUUAAAGUCUCAUGGUCUUGCGCCCAAAAUUUCUGAAGACCUUUAUCAUUUGAUCAAGAAAGCUAUUGCUGUUCGUAAGCAUUUGGAAUAUAAUCAUCACGAUAGAGAUGCCAAAUUCCGUUUAAUGUUGAUUAAAUCAAGAAU
Dentiscutata erythropus is the source of this 1998-nucleotide messenger RNA. The record is from the annotation of a GenBank genome assembly. Lineage: Eukaryota; Fungi; Glomeromycota; Glomeromycetes; Diversisporales; Gigasporaceae.